Messenger RNA from Mesocricetus auratus (golden hamster), 2862 nucleotides. RefSeq names its product chemerin chemokine-like receptor 1 (gene Cmklr1). The transcript has 3 exons. The record is from RefSeq and is a predicted model, not a curated record. Bases 381 to 1499 code for a protein of 372 amino acids. Lineage: Eukaryota; Metazoa; Chordata; Mammalia; Rodentia; Cricetidae. Gene Ontology annotation, molecular function: G protein-coupled receptor activity; complement receptor activity. Gene Ontology annotation, cellular component: plasma membrane. Gene Ontology annotation, biological process: inflammatory response; chemotaxis; phospholipase C-activating G protein-coupled receptor signaling pathway.
GGCAAACUGGACUUCUUCCAGUUGCACAGGUGAAAUAAGUGUAGAUCCAGAGAGGCCAAGUCACUUGCCCAAGGGCCCACAGCUUGUGAGCCAGGUGGAAUAAAGCCUGGACUCUGAAGGGCAGGGAUUCGGUAGCACCUGGUGAUUGGAGCCAGUAAGGUCAUCUGCUUGCCUGUGAGCCAAACGGCCGGCUCUUCACAGCUGGAACACAGAGGCAAGGAGGAGCUCCUUCAGCUGCCAUGAGGAGCCUGGGUGUCUCCUCACCGGUUGAACAGCCUGUGGCUGCCUUGGUAUUUCCAGCUGUGCAUAGUGACCAACUGUCUGGAGACACACACUGGAGUUCUGUUCUGCAGCAGUGAACAGUGAAGGUCUCCAAAGAGAUGGAGUACGACGACACUUACAACUAUUCCAGCAAUUACAACGAUGAGUACCCUGACGGCUUUGACCCCAUCAUAGAUUUGGAGGAGGAGGAUCCGCAGGAGGCCAAGGUAGCCCGCAUCUUCCUGGUGGUGAUCUACAGCGUGGUGUGCUUCCUUGGGAUCCUAGGCAAUGGCCUGGUGAUCGUCGUUGCCACCUUCAAGAUGAAGAGGACAGUGAACACCGUGUGGUUCGUCAACCUGGCAGUGGCCGACUUCCUAUUCAAUAUCUUCCUGCCUAUCCACAUCACCUACGCCGCCAUGGACUACCACUGGGUGUUCGGGAAGGCCGUGUGCAAGAUCAGCAGCUUUUUGCUCAGCCACAACAUGUACACCAGUGUCUUCCUGCUGACGGUCAUCAGCUUUGACCGCUGCAUCUCUGUGGUACUUCCUGUCUGGUCCCAGAACCACCGCAGUGUCCGGCUGGCCUAUAUGACCUGUGUGGUGGUCUGGGUCCUGGCUUUCUUCUUGAGUUCCCCAUCUCUUGUCUUCCGGGACACGAACAAUGCAAACGGGAAAAUAACCUGCUUCAACAACUUCAGCUUGUCUGCCGCUGAGUCCUUCCCACACUCCACUCACUCGCGAGGGCAUCCUGUAGGGUUCAGGAGACACAUGGUGGUCACCAUCACCCGCUUCCUUUGUGGCUUCCUGAUCCCUGUUGUUAUCAUCACUGCCUGUUACCUCACCAUCGUCUUCAAGCUGCAGCGCAACCGACUGGCCAAGACCAAGAAGCCCUUCAAGAUCAUCAUCACCAUCAUCGUCACCUUCUUCCUGUGCUGGUGCCCCUACCACACGCUCUACCUGCUGGAGCUCCACCACAUGGCUGUGCCGGGCUCCGUCUUCAGCCUGGGAUUGCCCCUGGCCACUGCCAUUGCCAUUGCCAAUAGCUGCAUGAAUCCCAUUUUGUAUGUCUUCAUGGGCCAUGACUUUAAGAAAUUCAAGGUGGCUCUUUUCUCUCGCUUGGUCAAUGCUCUGAGUGAGGACACGGGGCCUUCUUCCUACCCCAGCCACAGGAGCUUCACCAAGAUGUCCUCACUGAACGAGAAGCCUUCGGUGAAUGAGAAGGAAACCAUCUCGCUCUGAGCCUUACUUGGGAAUACUCUCAUGGGUGCUGCAGCCCAGGGACACCCAGGGACUUGUCUCCUGAAGUGGGAGACAUGGUGGGAAACUUUCUGGUAUGCUCCAAUGCCCACUACAUUUUGCACAAAGUGACUCAUGUUUUGAGUGGGAUUCCCAGUGUGUAGACACUCUUCUAGAAAAACGGAAGUCCGAGCCUCUGGAGUGGGGGCUGUAGGGGGCCAGCUUUGACUGACUCAGACAGAAAAGAGCAGGAUUCUCCGUACAGGCACAAGAUUUCCCUGUGUGUGCUGUACAGUCUCCAGUGUGGGUGAGGAGGCCAGAGCAAACCUAUUGUAGACCUGAUACAGCCAUACAGCCAUACAGCAAGUCUCCCCUCCCCUCCUCCCCGCCACCAUUCUCCAAGACCUUGACUUUGGAUUUCAAAUGAACUGGGAAAACCAGGACCUGGGGGACCGAUGGAAGCCUGAAAAGGCGCAGUGUGCUGUGGUGGUAAAGAAUGGAGAGGGAGAGCUGAGAACCCCAAAGGACAUCUGCAGAACAUCGCAGACGAGUGCCACAGGGACACAGUGCUCUAGGCUGAGGGUGCCUGGGGUUCAGGUGGUGGCAGCCCUUGACUUCAGUGACUAUUCACCUGGCACUGUAACCCGAGUCUGGGGUGGGGACAUCUUUACGGAAGUUGUUCACUCCGCGUCAGGGGCUCUUCUCUCCUUCCCUAAUCUCUCAACUCCAGCUGGAAGGUCUUAGAAUACACCUUCCUGGGUGGAGGGUGGAGGGUGGAGUGGUCGUCUCCCCCAUCCAUCCCCUUUAAGCUUGGAGACUGGUCUAGAGUGGAGUUUGAGAUGCCAGCCUCCGAGCAUAUCCCAAAGGCUGUGACAUUAACUAGCUAAUCUGAGUCCUUGAAUCACACUUUGCAGCUGAGGCAUCACAGCCCUGUGGGCAGAUGGUGGACAGCUUUCCUCCCCAAAUCAGACACUUUCUCCUGGCAGGGAAGCCAAGGGGAGGGAAAUGACUCAUCCGACACCACACACUCCUGGUCAGUGACAUAGACCUGAGCCUGGGUCUCUGCCUGGCUAGCUUUGCUCCUUCACUGAAGAUUUGAUAGCCUGCAUCAUUUAACAUUUCCCACACACGCUGGGUGUUUCACAUGUAUCUUCUCAUUUAUUCUUUACAGAAAUCCCGAGUUAGGUCCUUAUACACAUGAGGAGUCAGAGACUCAGAGAGGUUAAGUGACUGGCCCAAGGGGACCCAGUUAGAUGCUGGCAAACUGGAUUUGAACUUCAGUUUCCUUGACUCAAAGGGGAGGUGGAGUCAUGAAGCAACUGAUGGGUGGGUUGGCGGUUUUAGCCAUAAAUAUCGUUCUUCAGUC